CUCCCCCGGUCUCACUCACACUCCUUCAUCGGGCUCGGCCCGCGCGGUCGUGAGUUCGUGACUGCGGAGGAAGUAGCGCAGGCGAAAAGGCUGCAGCAGUGGACGGCGGCGAACCCUAGCCUAGCUCCGCGAGUGCGUUGGCGGUUUGAUUCGAUGGCCGUGGCGUCGCGGCUCGCGGUCACGCGUGUGUCGCCGGCGGACGGCGCGCGCCCCGCGGCGGCGGCGGGGAGGAGGAGUGGGCUCGCGGUGGUUCGGCUCCCGCCGACCGACAGCAGGGGGAGAAGGAGGAGGCGCGGCGGGGCCGUCGCGGCCAGCCCCCCGACGGAGGAGGUCGUGCAGAUGACGGAGCCGCUCACCAAGGAGGACCUCGUCGCCUACCUCGUCUCCGGGUGCAAGCCCAAGGAGAACUGGAGAAUUGGCACGGAGCAUGAAAAGUUUGGUUUUGAAGUCGACACAUUACGCCCUAUAAAAUAUGAUCAGAUUCGUGACAUACUGAACGGGCUCGCUGAGAGAUUUGAUUGGGAGAAGAUAAUGGAAGGAAACAUUGUUAUCGGCCUCAAGCAGGGAAAGCAAAGCAUCUCACUAGAACCUGGAGGCCAAUUUGAACUUAGUGGCGCUCCUCUCGAAACGUUACAUCAAACUUGUGCUGAGGUCAACUCACAUCUAUAUCAGGUCAAAGCAGUUGGAGAAGAAAUGGGAAUAGGAUUUCUUGGGCUUGGCUUUCAGCCAAAAUGGGCACUGAGUGAUAUACCAAUAAUGCCAAAGGGAAGAUACAAAAUAAUGAGGAAUUACAUGCCUAAAGUUGGUACCCUUGGCCUUGAUAUGAUGUUCCGGACAUGUACUGUGCAGGUUAAUCUUGACUUCAGUUCAGAACAGGAUAUGAUAAGGAAAUUUCGUGCUGGCCUCGCAUUGCAGCCUAUUGCAACUGCAAUAUUUGCCAAUUCUCCCUUUAAAGAAGGAAAACCAAAUGGAUUUCUCAGCCUAAGGAGCCAUAUCUGGACAGAUACCGAUAACAACCGUGCAGGGAUGCUCCCUUUUGUCUUUGACAACUCAUUUGGGUUUGAGCAAUAUGUGGAUUAUGCAUUAGAUGUCCCCAUGUAUUUUGUGUACCGAAAUAAUAAGUAUAUUGACUGCACCGGAAUGUCAUUUCGGGAUUUUAUGCAAGGAAAGCUCCGACAAGCUCCUGGGGAGUUGCCUACUCUUAAUGAUUGGGAGAACCAUCUAACAACAAUUUUUCCUGAGGUUAGGUUAAAGAGAUACCUUGAGAUGAGAGGUGCUGAUGGUGGCCCAUGGAGGAGAUUGUGUGCGCUGCCUGCAUUUUGGGUUGGGCUGCUGUACGAUGAGGAAUCAUUACAAAGCAUUUUAGACAUGACUUUUGACUGGACACAGGAGGAAAGAGAGAUGCUAAGACAUAAGGUACCGUUGACUGGUCUGAAGACACCAUUUCGCGAUGGAUAUGUUAGAGAUUUAGCCGAGGAAGUUCUAAAACUGGCCAAGAAUGGAUUGGAAAGAAGAGGAUACAAGGAGGUCGGUUUCCUUAGAGAGGUUGACGAAGUGGUGAGGACAGGAGUGACACCUGCCGAGAGACUUCUGCAUCUGUACGAGACGAAGUGGCAACGCAACGUAGACCAUGUUUUCGAGCACUUGCUAUACUGAUGUUGUAGAUGUACCCUAGUACAAAAAUCUCAUCUUUGAUUCAUUCAACGCCUUGAGUGGGAGGGCACAGGAACACAGCUUUUGGUUAAGUUGCUGACCGGGGGAACAGCUACCCGGUGCUGCGUGCGGUGCCUACAAAUAACUUCGCUCGGGACGGAUCACUACUCUCUAGGGAGAUGGAACAAAUCACUGUUUGUACCGGCCCUUUUUGUUUCUGUUUUCCUUCAGAGAUGGAGAUGCCGUAUUGAAAAUAAGUCCAUCUUCUGU
Messenger RNA from Zea mays, 1923 nucleotides. RefSeq lists its product as uncharacterized. Bases 154 to 1656 code for a protein of 500 amino acids. Gene Ontology annotation, molecular function: glutamate-cysteine ligase activity. NCBI's taxonomy places the organism in Eukaryota, Viridiplantae, Streptophyta, Magnoliopsida, Poales, Poaceae. The record is from RefSeq and is marked validated. Gene Ontology annotation, biological process: glutathione biosynthetic process. The transcript has 16 exons.